AACAUCCUGGGAAACAAAAUGGACGGAUCAAGGAGUGUAUUAGCCGCUUUCUAAGAUAAAAGUUAAAUGUGUUAUAGUUGCUUUAUCUUUGUAUCGAAUCUGAAAACUGAUGUUAUAAUCGUAGUACUGCGGACAUUUACUUAAUUUUUUACAUAUAGAUACGAGAUUCUUACGGACUUCGGCUAGAGUUCACCUUCUUGAAAUAUGGUAUCCAUUUUGUGAUCAAUCGUGUUGUGUGGCGUUUUAAGACAGCAAUGGAAACUCUGGAUUUUUGGAGUUUUCAAUGGAAAAUUCUUCUAGCUCACUCUUAAAGGAGUGAUGGAUUCAUACAAUUUAUUUGGCGAUGAUGGAAGCGGUAUGUUGGAAGGACUUACAGAUCUCGGUGGAAAUGACAGUUUUUCGACUAAUCCACCAUCAGGAGUAGCUGGUGAUAAUAAAGAUUCUGCAGAAAAUAGUUACAGACAAUCUUUUAAUACCAGUUCUGUGGCCCAAGAAGGAACAAUACAAAAACUGGCUUCGUUCGGGGCAGGUAGUGCUAGUGGAAUCCCUAGCAACUCGCAGCCAGUGCCCAAUCCAACACCUGGGCCUCCUGGACCGGAAUAUCAUGAAUAUGGCAGCUACCCUCCUCGUCCCAGGUUACCGCAGCCCCCACAUGCAUCAUUACAUUCAUCUCAUCACGUCCAUCCCUCUCAUUCAUAUCCUGGCUACCAUCCUGGUCCAGAAGGGAUGUACUCUAUGCCAGAGCAAGGAAUUUCAGACAUGGGGGUGUGGUCAGGUGGACCUGGACCUAAUAGAUAUACGCCAAUUGCGUCAAGCUAUCGACAUUCCUAUGAACAUCAACAAAAAUUGCACCAGUACCCACCUCAACAGGGGCCGGCUUUAGGCGGACUUCAGCCGCAAAAUGGAGCAUAUUUACCCAGACAACCCCAUUUUUCACAAUCUCCGGCACAACAAAUUUAUGGUCAGCAACAACAGAAUUAUCCAAAUUAUGCUCAAAUGCAUCCACCGGCUUCUACGAGAUUAAGUCAACAUCCUACAUAUCACCAGCAAAUGGAUGUAAAUGCACAUCAAUAUGGAUUGCCUCAUAGCCAGCCAAGCCACGCUUCAUUACAGCAUCAAGCUCUUCAAAACAUGCCUGGACAUGCGGGAGGCCUCGGCUCUUCUAUACAAAGUCACCCAAAUCCUCAUCUACAUCAUGCUGGGGCUCCACCUCUCCAUCAUGUCUCGCGUCAGCCUCCAGGACCUCCAUCGUCAGUAGGAUCUGCACACGGAAUGCCGCCACAAAUUGCAUAUGCUUCCUCACAUCAUAAUGUCCCGAUGAAUUAUCAACCUCAUCAACCUCAACAUCCGUUGGAUGUAAAUGUCGCUAAUCAAUAUAGUGCGGUAAAAUCAGCUGGACAUGAGACGGGGAGUCCGCAAUACAGGCCGCCUUUUCCGCAGUUAUCCCCGCAAAUGUCACCAAGAGCUCAAGUUUCUCCAAGGCAGCAACCGCAACCUCAACCUCAAUUAUCACCUCGGCCUGUAAUGUCGCCUGUAAAGGGGCCGAGUGCAUCACCUCUUAGUUCUCGAGCCUUGAACCAAACUGUAGCCUCAUCCGGUCCUUCUGCAGUUACGGCUUCUUACCCAUCUCAAAAUACACUUCAGGCAUUGGAACAAAUGGUACUACCUACUUCUGGCGAGUUUCCUUAUCAACGUAAUCCAGCGUCUCCUAUUGUAGGACACAACGUUAUACCAUCUCCAUCGCAGUGGCCUCAAAAUAAGAUUCCUACUCCUAUUAGUAAUGUUCAUCAUGAAAAUAGUGAUUCUCCGAAACCAAUAGAUCCAUCGAACUCGAUUGCAACUCAAUCAAAGCACGAAAUGAAAAGUUCUACUCCAGUUCCGAUAGCGGCUGCGGAAGUUAAAACCGGCGAAAAAAGCACAGUGGAAUCUGAAAGAAUUACCGAAGAAGUAGCUAUCUCUCAAAGGCUUGUACCUAAUAAUACCCAAAAUACAAUAUCGAUUACAUCAUCAAACACAAAUACAAUACCAUCUAGUUUAUCUGUCUCAACAAAUAAUCCAUCGAUAGAACCUAAAAAUGACGUAGCAGUUCCCGCACAGGUCAAUAAAGAAACAUCAAACUCUGUUGGUGAUAUUACAAACGAAAAAACCACUGUUACAACUCAAAAUAAAGACUUAAAGCUAGGUCAUUUAUCACAAAACGUUGAGAACGAUGUCACAAAAGCACAAGAAUCUCCUAAACCACAAUUGACUUCAGAAUCUGGAAGACUAAAUAUAGUGGAACCAAUUAAUGAUCAUCAAAAAACUAGUUCCUCCAAUGUUUCUUCAGUCCACGUAAAUCCAGAUCCUCAACCGAAUGCUAUAAAAUAUGAUAGUGGUCCAGUUUCAAAUAUGUCUAGAAGUCAAGGAUAUCCAAAUGCUUCCUUUCAAAGCGUCUCAAAUAUGUUGUCUCCGAAUAUUUCUACAAGUAUGCAUGGAAAUUUAAAUACACAUUUGUCUCCUGGAUUCCAAAGAGAGCAUUCUUCAGCAAGUACACCGAUACCGAACAUACAAAAUCCUAUUACAUCGAGUCUUCAGCAUACAAAUAUGACUAGUUCUGUAUCAUCAAGUAUGACACUUCUCAGUUCACAGGGUAACAUAUCUAAUUUACCACCACCAGUUCCAAAUUUAAUAGGAAAUUUACCGCCUUCUGUGCAUAAUGCUCCCAAUAUUCAGAAUACAAAUAUACCCAAUAUACCAGUGGGAAUGCCAAUAAACUCCAACGUCCAUGUUCCUAUGGGACCAAAUCCUCCUGUAAUUUCAAAUGUACCACCGAAUAUGAACCCCAAUAUGAUGCUUAUAGGGCCAAAUAACAUGCCGCAUCCAAGCAUGUAUGCUGCUACACACCACCAAGAAAGAGCAUCUUUGCAACAACAGAUACAAGAAAUAUAUUGUUUGCCUCCAUCUAAUGAAAAUCAAGAAAAAGUAAGAUGUUUGCAAGAGAGACUAUCAAUGCUUCAGCAGCAUGAAACAAAUGACAAAUGCAGUGGUGGACCAAAUUGCUUAUUACAAAACCCUAUUUAUGGAGCUAAAAUGGUAGAAAGCCCUCAAGUAACAAGUACCACUGGCAGAGGAAGGGGGAAGGGUCCGACAAAACCAAGAAAACCACGUGUUAAAAAAGACAAAGGCGUUCCCACUGCACAAUCACUUGAUCAACUACCAGUGUCAGAAGAUUGUGUUACAGCUGGUACUGGUCUAUUAAAUAAUUCAGAGAUUGAUUUAGAAAUGAACGAGGACUUAACCAAUUUAGACAGUAGUGCAUUGUCAGUUGACGAUCUAUCCAGUGGAAAAGUUAAAAAACGAGGUCCCCGUAAAACAAAGGAACGCAAACCACGGACUCCAAAAAAAUCCAUUAUUGAUGGAGAACCUGGGGAAAAACAAGUUAAGGAACGUAAAAAAAGAGAACCGAAGGAUCCUAACGCCCCUAAAAGAAAAAGAAACGUUAAAAAAGGAACAUCAGAAAUACAAGCUGAUACUACUACUAACAAUGAUGUAUUAGAAAAAACUAGUACUGACAUGAGUUUAGGAGAAGUACCAUUAGCAACAAGUUUAAUAGCUCAAACAGAAAAAAUACAAAAUUCUUUUGCUCAAGAAACUACGUUAGAUGACUCCAAUGUUACAGAUUUUGACGAUAUUCCAGUAUCAAAGAUCGCUAUUAGAGAUUUAAUGGAGGAAGCUGAAGCUAAAAAAGAAUUUGAUAAAGAUGAUGACGUUGAAUUAUACGGACAAAAAAGAAAGAAUUCAAAAAAGAGGUCAAGCGCUGGAUGUAGUGGUAAAAGAAUUGUAGUAAAGAGACCACCCAGUGGUAAAAGGAAGAGAAGAGGUGGUAUAGUUCCCGAUUCUGAUGGAGAACCAGAUGAUAUGAUGUCAACACCACCACCGUCUCCGCCACCAGAAGGAGAUGAUAGUCUAAAAAGGCGCUCUGCUCGAAACACUCAACGCAAAAAGUAUACUGAUGAUGUUAUAUUGCGACUAUCUGAUGAUGAAUAUUCAAUAGCGACGUCCAAACAAGAACGCGAUCUUGAUGAUUUAUCAUUGGAUACUAAAGAUUUCAGUAGAUCAGAAGGAAUCCCUAAGCCAAAUUUUAUAUACGUAAAUACCACUGAAGAAGAUUCUAUGAUUGUCCAACAUGUUUUGGCAAGCCGCAUGGGCAAAAGAGAAUUAAAACAGGAGGAAAAAACCGCAGAGCCAUCAAAAAAGACAGAUGAAACAUGCGAAAUGGGCGUUAUACAAUCGAACAGUCAGUCUUCUAGUAAAAUAGACUCUGAUGAAAACAUUAAUGAAAAAAAUAAGAUCAUAGAAAGUGAGGUGGCUUCUACAAACGCAAGCGAAGAAACUACAAAAAAAUCAGGAGAACCUGAUAACCAUAAUGAUGACAAUGUAUUAAAAACUAAUAUCGUUGAUAACGAUAUCGAAAGUGAUAAAAAUCUAAAACCUGUUGUUGUUGAUGUUGAAGAAUAUUACGUUAAAUAUAGAAAUUUUUCGUAUUUACAUUGUGAGUGGAAAACAGAAGAAGAAUUGUAUAAAGGCGAUAAGAGAAUUUAUUCUAAAAUUAAACGGUUUAAACAAAAACAGGCCCAGCAGAUGAAUAUUUUUGAGCUUCUUGAUGACGAACCCUUCAAUCCUGAUUAUAUUGAAGCAGAGAGAAUAUUAGACAUGUCUGAAAACUUAGAUGCAGCCAACAAUAUUCCUGUUAAGCAUUAUUUAGUGAAAUGGAAAAGUUUGCAAUAUGAAGAUAGUACAUGGGAGCUAGAAGAAGAUAUAGAUGUUGACAAAAUUAAUCAAUAUAAAAUAUUUAACGAAAUUCCACCAAAGGAAAAAUGGAAGUUUAAAAAAAGGCCAUCAGCUGAGAACUGGACGCAGUUAAAAGAAUCUCCUUUGUAUAAGGGUGGCAACACGUUGAGACCAUAUCAGCUCGAGGGCUUAAAUUGGUUACUUUUUUCGUGGCAUAAUAAUCGCAACUGUAUUUUGGCAGACGAAAUGGGAUUAGGUAAAACUAUACAAAGUUUGACAUUUGUCAAUUCAGUUUGGGAAUACGGUAUAAGGGGCCCAUUUCUUAUAAUUGCCCCUUUAUCAACUAUCCCAAACUGGCAGAGAGAAUUUGAAGGGUGGACAGAAAUGAAUGUAAUAGUAUAUCAUGGCUCACAACAAAGUAAAAGCAUGAUACAUGAAUAUGAAUUCUAUUAUAAAACAGACAAAGGUGAACCGAUUAAAGAAAUAACCAAGUUUAAUGUUUUAAUUACGACGUUCGAAAUAAUUGUCACCGAUUUCCAAGAACUUAAAAAUUUUAAUUGGCGCUUAUGUGUUAUUGACGAAGCACACAGAUUGAAAAAUCGCAAUUGCAAGUUACUUGAAGGUCUCCGGCAGUUGCAUUUAGAACAUAGAGUACUUUUAUCUGGGACUCCUCUUCAAAACAAUGUCAAUGAACUAUUCUCUUUAUUAAACUUUUUAGAACCGUCACAGUUUGCAAGUAGUGAUGCUUUCUUAAAUGAAUUUGGUCAAUUAAAGUCUGAAUCUGAAGUACUUAAAUUACAAGCACUUUUAAAACCAAUGAUGUUACGUCGAUUGAAAGAAGACGUCGAGAAAACUUUAGCACCUAAAGAAGAAACUAUUAUAGAAGUAGAAUUAACUAACAUCCAAAAAAAAUAUUAUAGGGCCAUACUGGAGCGAAACUUUAGCUUUUUACAAAAAGGUACAGCAUCCGCAGCGAACAUUCCCAAUUUGAUGAACACUAUGAUGGAAUUAAGAAAAUGUUGUAUCCAUCCGUAUCUUUUAAAUGGAGCAGAAGAGCAAAUACAAUUCGACUAUAAACAAGCAAAUGGUGAAGACAGAGAAGCAUAUUAUAAAGCAUUAAUACAAUCUUCUGGUAAAAUGGUUUUAGUUGACAAAUUGCUUCCAAAAUUGAAAGCAGGUGGUCAUCGGGUUUUAAUUUUUAGUCAAAUGGUCAGAUGUCUAGAUAUUUUGGAAGAUUAUCUUAUGUUUAGAAAAUAUCCUUUUGAAAGAAUCGAUGGACGAAUAAGAGGAAAUCUUAGACAAGAAGCAAUUGAUAGAUUUUCCAAACCGGAUUCCGAUAGGUUUGUUUUCUUAUUAUGUACAAAGGCCGGUGGUCUCGGUAUCAACUUAACCGCAGCAGAUACUGUAAUAAUAUAUGACAGUGACUGGAAUCCACAAAAUGAUCUGCAAGCUCAGGCAAGAUGCCAUCGAAUAGGUCAGCAAAAAAUGGUCAAAAUUUAUAGAUUAAUAUGCCGUAAUACCUAUGAAAGGGAAAUGUUUGAUAAAGCUUCUAUGAAAUUAGGAUUGGACAAAGCUAUUUUACAAAGCAUGAACACCUCCCAGGGUAAAGAAGCUGGCUUAAAACAAUUAUCAAAAAAAGAAAUAGAGGAUUUAUUAAAAAAAGGAGCAUACGGUGCCGUAAUGGACGAAGAUAAUGCUGGUGAUAAAUUUUGCGAAGAAGAUAUUGAGAUGAUUUUAGCACGUAGAACUCAAGUUAUUCAAAUGGAAUCAGAAAAAGGAUCUACUUUUUCUAAGGCUAGUUUUGCCGCGACUGAUCAAAGAUCCGACAUUGAUAUUAGAGAUCCCGAUUUCUGGAAUAAAUGGGCAAAAAAAGCAGAAAUUGACACGUCAGAAAAAAAAGAAGACGAAGAUUUGAUUGUAACCGAACCGCGUAAAAGGACCGUUAUAAAAAGAUAUGGUCAUGAUGAUGGUCCAAUGGAUAUGUCAGACAUGGAAGUGACACCUGAUUCUGAUGAUGACGAAGAAGGCAUAAGUUUAAGGAGUAAAAGAAAGAAAGAAAAGUUCGGUAAGAAGGGUAAAAGAUAUGUAAGUGACGAUUAUGUUCCUCGCCAUGAAGGAAUUCCAUUCGACGAAGAGGUUGUAUAUGGUUCUUGGACUCGAUCAGAAUGUUUCAAAAUUGAAAGAGGACUUCUCACUUUCGGGUGGGCCCGGUGGGAAGAAAUCGUUGAUAAAAAUCAACUCAGAAAAGGUUGGACUAUACCAGUUAUUGAGGAUUGUGCACGAAUCAUAGCUUUAUAUUGUUUACGCCACUACAAAGGUGAUGAAAAAAUUAGAAAUUUUAUAUGGGAUUUAAUCGAGCCCUGUGAAAAUGGCGAAGUCACCAUAUCCAGAAAUCAUAGUGGUCUUCACAAUCCAGUGCCAAGAGGGCGGAAUGCUAAGAAGAAAAAUAGACCCAAAGAUAUUCCUAAGAGUAGUGACACACAAAAGUGGGAGGAUCCCAAUCAUUGGAGUUCUACAGAUAAAUACGACUGCGAGGCGUAUUUAGAGAAUAGUUAUAAAAAACAUUUAUUCCGACAUGCCAACAAAGUGUUGCUAAGAAUUCGCAUGAUGUAUUACAUUAAACAUGAAGUAAUUGGAGAUUACGCAACACGAAUAGAGUCUGGAGCACACGCCAGCACUUUAGGUAUGCGAGUACCGCGCGGCGUCGACAGCGCUCCGCCGCGCCUCUGGUGGGACUCCGAGUGCGACGUGUCGCUUCUGGUUGGCACGUACAAACACGGCUACGAGAACUAUCUCGCCAUGCGCUCCGACCCGCAGCUGUGCUACGUCGACAAGCUCGGUCCCCCCGAUGAGUCAGAGUGCACCGAUAUCAAAAGCGAAGAAAGAAAGGUACUGGGCAGCGUGGUGGGCGACGAGGAGUGUACGGACGACGUGUCGAGCGGCGCUGGAGCGACCUCCCCCGGCGCCUCCCCCCGCGCCUCGCCCCGCCCCGACGACGACCAUGCGCCCGCACAUCAGUGGCCAUCCAUGCAGGAUCUCAAUACUCGUCUUCGCCGCCUUAUAACAGCUUACCAGCGAAAUUACAAGCGAGAAGAACUCAAAAUGCAACAGAAAGCUAAGAUGGAAAGACGUGAGCGUAUGGAUCAAUUGGCACGUGACGAAGUUUCUCAGUGGAGAUGGACUCGGGCUGAUGAAGAAGCUUUCCGUAGGACCGUUGCCUCUUAUGGUGUAGAAUUUGACCCAGCCACUAAGAGCUUACGGUGGAGUAGAUUCAGAGCACUUGCGAGAUUAGAUUCUAAAAGUGACGACGCAUUGACUGACUACUUAAAGGCUUUUAUGGCUAUGUGUAAGCGUCAAUGCAGUCUAUCCGUUGGUGAAGCAGAGUUGCCUACAAGGGCGGAUUUAAAACCGGAGCCGAUCGGUGAAGAGAGGGCUAUUGCAACGUUGGAAAGAAUUGAUCUGCUGCGUGUAUUACGCGAAGAAGUAGCUCCUCAUCCGUCGCUCGAUUCUCGUCUGGCCCUUUGUGAACGUUCCUUCGAUAUGCCCCCGUGGUGGCAGCCUGCCCGACACGACAAGCUUCUCAUUUUAGGAGUUUGCAAACAUGGCUUAGGAGACACAUAUAAUAAAUUAUUCUGUGACCCUAAACUACCAUUCGGAGACAGUGCAAGAAAAUGGAUUUCAAAAUAUAAAUCUAAUUUAAAAACUGAAUCACAACAGAAGUCGUUAUCGGAUGACGACGAAAGAAGUACCUCAGAAACUGCUUCUGAACCGCGAAUGUCUCUGAGACGUAGUAAACGCACAUCUAACGUUCUCGAGCGUGAUACUGACGAUGAUACAGAUGCACUAUCUGAAUUAGAAACCUUGGCGAAAUUAGGUAGAGUCGAAGAAAAUUUGGGUCCCGAGCACUGGUUUACUGAAAGAGCCUUAGAAACUAGACUGCACCACAUCGCACACGCAGUACAGAACAGCGAAUGGCCGUCUACGUCGACAUCUAAAUUUGGAGAUAGCGGGGCGUCGGAACAAGUCGAGGAACGGAAGCAGAAACGUCAUAUCGCUAUAGACGUGGAGACGGAGCGGGCUAAGCUGCACGCACUGUUGUCGUCGCCUCAAGCCGCCCACUCCGCGUCGCGAGAGGCGCACCGGGCCGGCGGGGAUCGCGACGACGCAUCCAGCGACUCGGGGUCGAGGCGGUCCACGCCAGCGCCGCCGCCCGCGCACCAGCGUGUGAUACCCUCGCCUGCGCCGCCUGCACCGCCAGCGCCGCCGGCGCCGUCUGCGGCCGCUCCUGUCGAUCUGUCGGCACCGCUCGAUCUUAGCGAAGCGCAAGAUUUCUCACUAGGGCGACGAACACCUCAGACUGAGACGGCGUCAACGUCUCUGACACCCACGAGAAGCAGACUGGAUGAUACGCUCAGUAGACUAAUGAAAAGAAAGAAUGUGCCUGCACCCGAACAAAUAAUAGGAAAAGAGAAGAAAAGAAAAAAAUUAGACGAAAUUGUUUUGGGUCUAUCGGCUGCAAAAGGUCAAACAUCAAAUAGUACCGUUUCUCACGAUUCACCUCGAAGCAAAAGUACAACUAUUUUGCCGGAGGUGACAGUCACACCAGCGGCGCCUCCGAGUAGCUCUGCCAAUCCAACUCCACAAAAACCAUUUUCGGUGACCGUAACUAACGUCCCCUCUCCGCACUCAUCGUCUAAGGAGCUUUCGUCGUUCCUGCAACAAUCUCUAGAACAAACAUCUAAGAAUCCAAAAUCGGCAGCCUCAUCAUUACCCAAGUCAUAUUCACACGAAGCUAAGGUAAACAAAUGGUUGGCUGAACAAGCUAGUAUUGAUUCACGCCGACGAGGACCAACGCCUAGACUUGCGCCAGAUGAACACGUACCCGUAGUGCAUCGCGCUACCGGAAAACGAUUAGUGGGUCAUAAAGCACCUCAACUAAAACAUUUGGCACAAUGGAUUGCAGAAAACCCUAUGUAUGAUAUUGAUUCUAAGUGGACUGAAGGUAUAAAAGAACAUGUUAAACUACCGCAAGAUGUUCGAAGUCAGAGGCAGAGCCCGCUACAGUCCACGAGUUCUGCCCCUGAACGAAAAAAGGGUCGUCCACCUACAUUAGACACUUCAGCUACAAAUGUAUUGUCGUCGAAUGUGCAUUUGAAUCAGAAUUUAGCUGGGUUAAACCCAGCAUUGUUAGCUAGCUUAUCGAGCUUAAGUGCGUUUGACCCUAAAACUUUAGCUGCUACACUAUCGAAUUUGACAGGAUUUGAUCCAAAACUCUUGUCAAGUUUAACUAACUUUGAUCCGAAAAAUAAUCCUUUGUUGAAUUCCUUUAAUAGUAUGCCUAAUUUGCUUGGGAAUAUGUCUGGAGGCAAUUUAUUUGCAAAUUUAGCAGGACUAGGAAUACCUGGAUUUCCGUCUCUCGACAUGAAUAGUUUAAGUGGAUCUGGCACGUCUGCUGACGGUAAAUCAAAGCCAAGAAAAUCGACAGAAACUACAAGUUCGUCCUCAUCCAAAUCAGCUAAUUCGCAAUUUCCAUUCGUUUUUCCGAAUCCUAAUAUGCUAUAUCCUCAACUAGGCUUAAGUGGCCUUUCACCUUUUGGCGUACAUUCAGGAAUGACCUCGGCAUAUGAUGCUUUAGGCUUAUUAGGUACCAAUCUUACAUCUUCUUCUAAUACAACAAGUUUACAUGGCACCAGCCACAAUCCUCGCAGUAGUUCUAAAAAUACAACACCCAGAUCUUCAACUGUUGUUACUAAUUCAGCAACUGCUCGACAGCAAAAAGUUUCGGAUCGAUCACAGACAAGCCAUUUGCCACAAAUUCUAUUACCGACGGAUCCCUUUUUAUUGGAAUCACUAUCAAAGCAAGCUUUAAAUUACGACGCAUCUCUUAAAGCUGACAAAAGAUCUCGUGAAACUGACAACCAUGAAACAUCAGCAACUGAUUUAUCAAAGUCAGAUAAAAAGAAAAUGUCUUACGAUACAUUAAGAACUCCAAUCGUUCCUCCAGAAUUUGCUGCAGUUCAGGAAAAACUGCUUAAGGGUGACAAAAAAGAUAUUGACAUAAGUAAAAUGUUGUUAGAACAAAUGGCUUCUGGUGCCUUAAGUGCCAGCUUAGUGAGUUCAGCUGAAUCCAAGAAGGCUAAAGAAUUUGAAAAAGAUAUAUAUGAUAAGCAUACCAAACCACUUGAUUAUAUUUCCCGCAUGACCAAUGAAGAAGCUAAUGCAAAUGUAGCUCAAAAAAGAACAAUUGAAGAUAUAAGUAAUGAACCUGAAAAUUUAGCAAUGCAACCAUCUUCUAAGAAAAUAAAGGAUAAUCAUGAAUUAAAAGCGGACCCAACCACUAAUACAGGGGAAAUGGACUUGGAGGAUUUAAUAGCUCCAUCUACAGUUAUAAAAACUGGCAUGAAAAGUAAUGAUUAUGAGGUUGGUCGAUCAAAUGAAACAUUGCAAAUUACAAAUGUAGAAAGAGAGGAUAAAGUACAAAAACUGACCAACGAAUCUGAUAUACAGGUCAGCAAGGAAAAGGAUAAAAAUAAUGAUAGUAACAAAAACGAGAGUGAAAUUAGAGACGAUAUAAACGUUGAAGAUAGUGCAGCAGAUUUUUCUAAUACAGAUGCCGCACGUAAGGGCUUGAGAAAAAAAGGUCGCAAGUCUUCGGACGAAGCUCCUAUAAGUACAAGACGAGAGUUACGGUCAAGUUCUGGUAGACAAUCUACAGAUUCUACAUCUAAUCAUUAAAAUAUUCAAAUUAUUUGAUUCCAGUAUUCAAAAAACAACAAGAAUUAAUUAAGUAUAAAUUAAUUAAUUAUUAAUUAACGUUCGUGAAAGUCAUAAAUUGCAAAUAUUUUAACUUAUUGUAAUAUUUAAACGCCUUUUUAGGUCAAAAUGGGAAUGAAUUUAAAAAUUAAUGCAUACAAAUAAAUCCACUCUGUAAUUUUUGUAGAAGCUUGUAAAAAUUAUCUAGCUUUGAAUAAUAAUGAUUAUUGAAGACCCAAUCAAUUUUAAAUUUUAAAUAAACUAUAUAAUAUAAGAAUUUGCUUGGGAAGCCUAUGAAAAUUAUGGAGUGUGUUGAUUUGCUUAAACAUUUUCUUAUUUUAAAAGAAUGGCACACAAAUAUUUAUCAAUAAGUUAGCAUUUGUGUACUCAUCUUAUUAGUUAAAAACUAUUUUGGUUUAUAUGAUAUAUUUAUCAACGUUCUAGCCCG
Molecule: messenger RNA, 11971 nt
Organism: Aricia agestis (brown argus)
Lineage: Eukaryota; Metazoa; Arthropoda; Insecta; Lepidoptera; Lycaenidae
Gene: kis
Product: chromodomain-helicase-DNA-binding protein 7
Exons: 17
Coding region: 319-11505 (3728 amino acids)
Molecular function (GO): protein binding; ATP binding; ATP-dependent chromatin remodeler activity
Source: RefSeq, a predicted model, not a curated record